AUGAAGCUCAUGAAACUGAAAACAUGUACGCACAAAUCAUGGCUAAAUUCACAAAUAAAAUGUCUCCGGAACCACAACAACCGGUUUGGCAGCGUCAGGGUGUUUCUGAACUUUGGUGUCAUCUAUGAAGGCUUUCAGGAGUCAGAGAGAGAAAUGGAGGAAGAGAAGAAGGUCCUCAACAGCACGUUGACCAGCAUCGAGGAAAGCCUGCAGAGACUCCAGAAUCACGUCUUCCACAUGUGGCGUCAUUACAACUUUGCUCGGAUGAGGAAAGGGAAGGACCAUCACCUCCUCCUGUCCAACCUCAGCUACGUCGGCUGCUGGUCGGCCGCUCAGUGCCUGCUCAUGCUCCUGGCUGGAAUCCUGCAGCUCCUCGUCCUCAGAAGACUCUUCCACACAGACUCCAGCCGCUCCAGACGCUGUGAUUAAGGAAUGUUUUGUACUUUAUGGUAUUAGAGCAGAAUCACAUUGUGUGGCUUCUUUAACUUGCUGCAUCCAACCUGACGGAGCAUCGUCAGGUCAGCGAUAACCCCAGUAGUCCUGUAUGGAGUUGAGUGCUGGCAGUACAGGCAGAGACAGUGUCACGGUUCACGGUGAAGGACCCACACGCACAGCUUGCAUGAACUCAGGUAAGUGAGGAGUUAUUCAGGCUGGUGGUCAGGCAGGCAAAGUAGGUACACAGGUAAUGAAAUCAAGGCAACUGUACAGACGGGGAGCAGGCAAGGCUGGGUCAGAACACGGGCCACAGCUGGUACACGGCAGGACUUACAGACAUGAACGCUGGAGAGUUGGACGGGUCAAUGAACAACAAUCUGGCAGAUAAACAGGGUGAAUACUGGUGCUUAAAUGCAUGACCUGAUUAUGGACUGACUGCAGCUGGGGAGUAAAGAUGAAGCAAGACCAAAUGCCUAUGGCAGGACAGGAAGCGGCAAAAGUAAAACAGGAACUGAUGACAUGUGACAAGGUAAAAUCAAACUAGCACUAAGACCGGCAGGAACAAAACAGGAAAUACCAAAAUAAAACCGGAAAACCAGACGCGAUGCUGAGACUGUGACAGACAGGAAGAGGCUCAGCAAGCUGGUUCAGA
Molecule: messenger RNA, 1087 nt
Organism: Betta splendens (Siamese fighting fish)
Lineage: Eukaryota; Metazoa; Chordata; Actinopteri; Anabantiformes; Osphronemidae
Product: transmembrane emp24 domain-containing protein 6-like
Exons: 3
Coding region: 1-429 (142 amino acids)
Source: RefSeq, a predicted model, not a curated record